AAGAUCUAUGCUAUCUCAAGAUGUAACACUUUAUUCAUUCCAUUUUCAGAUACACUCUUAACUUACUGGAAUAAAGUAUCUCCUCAGGAGCUCAUAAACAUCCUUAUACUUCUAGAAGUAUGUUUGUUUCACUUUAGAUAUAUGGGGAAAAGAAGCAAGGGUGCAUGAUGCCUGGAUGUCAAAACACUUUGGAAUAGACCGAAAAUCACAAACCAUGCCAGCUCUUCGAAACAGAUCAGGAAUAAUGCAGGCCCGGCUUCAGCAUCUUAGUAGCCUGGAAAGUUCAUUUACACUUAAUCACAGUUCUGCAACAACUGAAGCAGACAUUUUCCAUCAGGCACUUCUUGAAGGCAAUACUGCUACUGAAGUUUCCCUAACAGUACUAGAUACCAUAUCAUUUUUCACCCAGUGCUUCAAGUUUCCCUCAGCCUUUUUCAAAGGAAGGGUAAACAUGUGUGCUGCAUUUUGCUAUGAGGUUUUAAAGUGCUGCACAUCAAAGAUUAGCUCAACCAGGAAUGAAGCCUCUGCACUUUUGUAUCUUCUGAUGAGAAACAACUUUGAGUAUACCAAAAGGAAAACCUUUUUGAGGACACAUCUGCAGAUUAUCAUUGCUGUAAGCCAGCUGAUAGCUGAUGUAGCACUAAGCGGAGGAUCGAGAUUUCAGGAGUCUUUAUCCAUUAUCAGUAAUUUUGCAAAUAGUGACAGACCCAUGAAGGCAACUGCUUUUCCCACAGAGGUUAAAGACUUGACCAAGAGAAUCCGUACUGUUCUUAUGGCCACUGCUCAAAUGAAGGAGCAUGAGAAAGACCCCGAAAUGCUAAUUGAUCUCCAGUAUAGCUUAGCCAAGUCCUAUGCAAGUACCCCAGAGCUCAGGAAAACCUGGCUUGAUAGCAUGGCAAAGAUUCAUAUAAAAAAUGGAGAUUUUUCAGAGGCAGCAAUGUGUUAUGUCCAUGUAGCAGGUUUGGUUGCAGAGUUUCUUCAUCGAAAAAAGUUAUUCCCUAAUGGAUGUUCAGCCUUCAAGAAAAUUACUCCCAAUAUAGAUGAAGAAGGAGCAAUGAAAGAAGAUGCUGGAAUGAUGGACGUCCAUUAUAGUGAAGAAGUUUUGCUGGAGUUGCUAGAACAAUGUGUGGAUGGCUUAUGGAAAGCAGAACGUUAUGAAGUAAUUUCUGAAAUUUCCAAGUUGAUCAUUCCAAUUUAUGAGAAACGUCGAGAAUUCGAGAAACUUACUCAAGUUUAUAGAACUCUUCAUGGAGCUUACACAAAAAUUUUGGAGGUUAUGCACACAAAGAAAAGACUUUUAGGCACUUUCUUCAGAGUUGCCUUUUAUGGCCAAUCUUUUUUUGAAGAAGAGGAUGGGAAGGAGUACAUCUAUAAAGAGCCAAAGCUCACCGGCCUCUCGGAGAUUUCCCUGAGACUUGUUAAACUUUAUGGUGAAAAAUUUGGUACAGAGAAUGUCAAAAUAAUUCAGGAUUCAGACAAGGUAAAUGUCAAAGAGCUUGAUCCCAAAUAUGCUCAUAUCCAAGUCACUUAUGUGAAGCCCUACUUUGAUGACAAAGAACUCACAGAAAGAAAAACUGAGUUUGAAAGAAACCAUAAUAUCAGCAGAUUUGUUUUUGAGGCUCCUUAUACAUUAUCAGGCAAAAAGCAAGGCUGUAUAGAAGAACAGUGCAAACGCCGUACGAUCUUGACUACUUCAAACUCGUUUCCAUAUGUGAAGAAGAGGAUCCCUAUAAACUAUGAACAGCAGAUUAAUUUAAAGCCAAUUGAUGUUGCUACUGAUGAAAUAAAAGAUAAAACUGCAGAGCUGCAGAAGCUUUGCUCUUCUGCUGACGUGGACAUGAUUCAGCUCCAACUUAAAUUGCAGGGCUGUGUUUCAGUGCAGGUAAAUGCAGGUCCGUUAGCAUAUGCAAGGGCUUUCUUAAAUGACAGUCAAGCUAGCAAGUAUCCACCUAAGAAAGUAAAUGAGUUGAAAGACAUGUUUAGGAAGUUCAUCCAAGCAUGCAGCAUUGCGCUGGAACUAAACGAGCGGCUAAUUAAAGAGGAUCAGAUUGAGUACCAUGAAGGGCUGAAGUCAAAUUUCAGAGACAUGGUAAAAGAAUUGUCUGACAUUAUUCACGAGCAGAUCUUACAAGAAGACACAAUGCAUUCUCCCUGGAUGAGCAACACAUUACAUGUAUUUUGUGCGAUUAGUGGCACGUCGAGUGACAGAGGUUAUGGUUCCCCAAGAUACGCUGCUGAGAUAUGAGGGCAUGCAGAUGUAAAGUGAUAACAAGAAUGAACCUUCUCAGGAAUAUUUUGAGCUGUGCAAAUGUUAAAAUUUAAAGAUUUGAUAUACGUGGAGUGUUUUCUUCCUGACACCAAAAUUUUCAUGCUUUCAAACAGGGUGCUUACAUAUUUGUAAAUAUUUAAGCAACUUGAAAGUGCCUGGAAAAUUGCACCACUGUGCUUGGUUUGUACUUUUUUAGGUAAAUCUAUAUACUGAGAAGUAGAGCUCAAAAACGUUAAUUCGAUUUGCUCAGCUGUUGCUUAAAAUAAUAAUGGUACUGUGUAAAAUUGUAUAAUGGAACACAAUAAAAGGUAAAACUUAUUUGUAAUUAGAAGUGAAGGAAAUAAUACUUUGAACUUAGCAUUUUUCUUGACAGGAAGCCAAAUUUAUUAUCAUACUAAUCCUUGGAGAAAAAAAAUUGAUAAAAUUUCCAUAAAACAUGGAUACUUCCAACUGGGGAGAUGAUUUGAAAUCUUGCCUACCAGUGGUCAGGACUGGGCUAAGGGAAGCAAAAGCAUUAUUUAAAAAGGAAAAUUUCACAAAGAAAGGAUAUAUAUAGAAAUAGCAGGGUUACCGAUCCUUCAGGUUUUGAUCCAGUGAUGCUAGGUACUCCAGUUGGUCUCUCUGACAGACAAGACAAGGGAUUCCUUUGUGGCAUAGCUUUGCCUAGCAAGCAACGUUCGUUGCCAGAGCUUCAUCAGCUGAGGCUAUCUAUAAAGCUAAACAAAACAUCUCUGAGAUUUGCAGUCAGUACAUACUAUGCAACUUCAAAGCUUUAGCAGCAGAUUCUGAGGGUAGGGAUUUUGUAAUGAUCAUUUACAAUGGUCAUCAGUUUACAAGUUUAACAAGCAUUUUGAUAGAACUUGAUGGUUGCAGCGUUUCUUGGGUGGGUAUACAUAAGCACCACAGAUUUAGCAACUGCUAGCUAAGGAUUACAUCUCUAACUAUGAAGAAGCCUCAGACUACCUAAAUAAUUCAGGAGAAACCAAGAUGCGAAGAACUUUUUUAGCUUGAGUUAUCCAUAUAAUUUUGGCUGCCUUUCAUGUAAACUUUAAGUCCUAGACUUAUUUUUCUUAUGUAGUUCAGCUUAUUUUACAGACAAAAAAAAAAAAAAAGGGAAAACAGACACUGAUAUAUAAAUGGAUCGCAUGGAGCCUUGGCUUUUUAAAUACUUUGUGAUCAAGUAAACCUUAGAGAUUAUGCACCUGGCUUGGCCAUUUUUCUUUACACGUCAUUUUUAAGCUUUCAGGGGAGCAUGAAAUUAUCUAUGAAAUGUUAAUUUUGUAUUUAAUAGGGGAUUCAGAAAUUUCAGAGGCAGUUUGUAAUUCCUUAAUAUCUUGGGGUAACUGGAGAGUUAGUUUCACCUUUAAAGUGAUUAUAUUUGGCAUGUAUACGGAAAGAACCGUCACCUAGAGAGAGUGCUGCCUUCUGAGAAUGAGGCAUCUUGGGGAAACUUCAGUGCUCUUUUGUCAAUAACUAGCCCCUAUCAUGUCCCCCAGCAAAGUACUGUGCCCUGUGGAUAAUUUUUUAAAGUAUAACAAAUGACCCCCGCCCUCAAGGAACUUGCAAUCUAGUUGAGGAGGCAAGAUAGACACAAAAUUAAAUAAAACAAGAAUUGACAAUAUAAGACAAGAAAAGUUGUAUAUGAACAUUGACAGAUGAAGGACAUUGCCCAUAGCUCACAUCACAUUCAAGGAAUGAGAGGCCGCUGUGAGUUGUAAUGUUCAGGGAUGGUUUCAUGGGCAAAAGUAAGCCUUGAACAGGCUUUCAAAGGUGAGAGGGUGUUCUAGGCAGGAGGAACAUCAUAAGCAAAGGUGCAAAAAGAAUUUGCAGAAGUUCAGGGGAUGGUGAGACCAGUUUUGUUCAAGGGAGUAGUGGAAAGAAAGUUCAGACCUAGAUUUUGGAAGGCCUUGAAUACCAGGCUAAUAGUGUUUGGACUUUAGUCAGUACACAUGAGGGAGCCAGUCCAGGUUUUUGAACAGAGAGACUACUUGAUUAAAUGUUAUUUUUAGUUAUGAGUCCAUAAACCCAUAGAUGUGAACAAGAAUGGAGAAGAAAGGACAAGUACAAGAGAUACUCUGUGGAAAGACUGGACAUGACUUAUUGAUGGCUAAGGAGAAAAGAGGAAAAGUUAAAGAGAAUUUUGUGUCCUGUGGCCAGUGAGUUGUCGGGGUCAUAGCACAAUUUCACUAGAUUUUUUUUCACCAACUUUCAGACUGAGGUCAGAAAGCUAUAUACAGAGAACAAGGUGGGCUAGACUAGAGAGAGCCAGCGAAAUGUGUUUUGAAACACUGCAUAUAUUAGGCAUUACUGUUUAUAUAGUUUAAUGAUUUCAUGAAGUGAUUUGGCCUCUACAGAUUAAUUCACAUCAAAGAGUACGUUUCUGCUAUACUGAUUAUUUUUGCAGUUAAGCUUGAGUCCAGUUUCCCCUGGAAGCUCUUGUUUUGAUAG
Messenger RNA from Delphinapterus leucas (beluga whale), 4717 nucleotides. NCBI's taxonomy places the organism in Eukaryota, Metazoa, Chordata, Mammalia, Artiodactyla, Monodontidae. The record is from RefSeq and is a predicted model, not a curated record.